Molecule: messenger RNA, 17433 nt
Organism: Pocillopora meandrina
Lineage: Eukaryota; Metazoa; Cnidaria; Anthozoa; Scleractinia; Pocilloporidae
Source: the annotation of a GenBank genome assembly
AUGAAUUCUAACAGAUGGCUAGUUUUAUUGGAUCUGUUGCUGGUGUUCACAGUUGAGGUAAAUGUUUCUUGAUCUUUUCAAUGCACGCUUACCUCGACUUAUCCAUGAACUAAUUCAAAUGUUUCUUCUCUAGAUUUCAAGCUCACCUCAACAGAAAGAGGAUAUAAUAUCUACAGGUAAUUUCUCUUGGGAGGUGUAUCAUAACGCAUUGAAUUCCUUUUUUUUAAUGAUCUCGUCGAAUAACUUCCCUUCAUUGCCAUGAUGUUUGUACGAUCGCAAAUUCAAAAUUUGAAAAGAAACUGUUUAUGAACGAAUCAUUUCUCCAGAAUGAGCUCAUCAAAUAUGUAUGCCUUCAGGCAAAAAUAUCCAGAACUACUUACUUUUAUUUUAAUUAAGAAAAUGAUGAAUUGAGUCCUUAGUUUUAACUGAAAUAAAUUGAAAUUCUUACAUAUGCGUUUUGACCGCAAUUUCCGUUGCCCAAUGAUCGAAAAAAUAUUCCCGCCGAGGUGACUUAUGCACCAGCUGAAAAUUAUUCAACAUCGUUUUCCUCAGAAACUUCAGACCAUCUUCUUACGGGGAAAGUUUGACAGAAAUGUCAUGUUCUCUGCAAAACAUUUAUCGAGAGUAAGUUGUCAAAGAGAUGCGGUUUAAAUUUCAGAUAGCUGUCAAAAAAGUUGUCUAAUAGAGGUGAAAAUUAAAAUAUCAUGGUCGUUAACUUUUUCUUUUUCUGCCGUUACAUGAACAAUGAUAAAAACUUUAAUGGUGGAUGGACACCCAUUCAAACACCAGCAAAGGGCUGAGUAAUUAGCAAUAUUUCUCGUUCAUCUAUGAAACAGUCAGUAGCAAAUAAUUUGCAUAGACCCAUUUCUUUAAGUAAUUAAUUCAGAUCCGACUUUCUCCUGACCCGAAGCUCUACCGACGGAAAAAUAUGGAGGAAAAUAAAGAUGUUAGUAAGGACUCGUGUGCACGUCGUGAGUCCAGGUAAUGCAAUAGUAAUGUCACCGUAUACUACAUAUGCUUGUCCCUCUAAAGAGACGAGCGUCACUCUCCACGGCCACUUUGGACGGCUCUUUCUUUCAUGUGUUGACGAGAAAAGUUUACUGACGAUCACAGAUGGUUGAAAAUGUCUGCAAGGUCUUUACGCCCUUUUAGCAUCAAUAAUUGAUCGAAUAUGUAUUUUCUCCAGUAAGGCAUGGCUGGAAAAAGCUUGCGUUUCUGCUUCAUUCAAUUUUAUUAAACUCAUAAUAUCAAGAUAAAAGCAGUUGAGAACCGACGAUAUACGUCAGGUUGAACAGUCACUUCAAGCUAAAAUUUUGCGCCUAUAAUUUCUAAGGAAAUGUUAAAAAAUUUAUCAUCUGAAAAAGUUAUCACCUCAUUUAGAUACGAGUCAUGUUACUUGGCUAUUCUUUAGCUUUGUUACAAAGCAUCUCAUUAAACUUACUUCGAUCAAGCCAAGCUACACCUUGAAGAAAAUAUUGAAUUGGAAAUUCGUACUCGGUCAGCUAGUCAAAAUCGAUUAGUAUCUGACACGCACAGACGGUAAGAACGUCAUUAAAACCUAAAAUGAUCACGAAACUUCAAGCUUAUUUCUUUGAAACGUCAUUUGCAUAUUAUAGUAUACAUAACUUGUGUACCUAGUAUACAAAUUACUUUAACGAUAAGCUCACCGGAGAUGGAUAAAUCGCAUUAGAUCCUCUCAAUCCAUUAUCCGUCACCUGACGCCGAUGUCUUCUUUUAAGAUAAUUUUGUUUUUUUAUAACUUAAAACUUCCUUUAUGAACACUAAUCCGAGAGACCCUGAGUCUGAAAAAGCUGUUCGUAGAGGUUAAACCCUCAGACACCGCAAACACAGGCAAGCCGAGAAAACCUUCUGUCGUAAGCAUACGUAGCAUGAAUCCGAAGUCAAGAACGUCUCUCGAGAAGCGCAAGUGCAUUGUAAGCAAGAGCUACGAAUAUAUUUUUGGAUCUUACGAGGUUAAAAGUGGAAAGGCGAAAGAAAGUAAUAGAAAAAGACAUUUUGAAAAAUAAAUGCAAAAAAAUACAAUGAGAGAAGAAGCUUUGAUCGUGCUAGAUUCAAUAAAUAUUUUGAACAACUGCAUGCAUCAUAAUAGAUUACUUGACAGAAACGUACCUCAAACCCAAACAAUAAAUAUUAAAUUAAUAACUAACUUGAAAGUUAUAUGUUAAUGAUCAUUAAUGUGUAAUAAAGGCUUCAUUUAUUAUCAAAACAAAGCAAAACAAAACAAAACAAAAAAAUAAACGUUUAUCUUGUGGAUGCAAAUGUUGUAAACGUCACGAAGUCUAUUUAAGGUCGCCGUUGACUUUUAAUAUUGUGAAUCUUUCUUUACUUUAUGUUUCUUUCUUAAGUCAUACCCGGUUUAUUCUUUAAUUCUGAAGCCACAAAUUCAUUCGAACCGAUUGAACUUUGAAUAAUAGGUUUGAAUCAUGAAUUGAAGACUUUUUUGCUCAAUAAUUUAAAAUCCUUAUCUGCCUGCGAAUACCUAUUCCAAACCAAUAAGAAUAUAGAACUGGCUUUGUCCUACACGACGUUUCCGAAUGCUUUUAGCCUGCAGCCCAGCUGUCUUAUCAGUGCGAGCUAACGUUUUAGGCUCGCGAUCGUUUAUCUGACACAGUCCAUGUUUGAUUUGGGGUUGGAGUGGACGAUGGGGGUAGGGGGCGGGGGAAGAGCGAGAAGAUUUCUGCCCGAAGAAGCUGUUUACAAGCAAAACAACCCCUGAUUAUAUGUGCGUCACUGCAUUUCCGGAAAUGAGCAGAUAUCCAAUCAAAAUGAGUUAAAUAAAAAACCAGAAGCACUGCCUUCCGACACAAACAAACACACUUAGAGCCCAUGAAUGAUACAGUGAGGCAGUUUUUUUUUCCAGCCAGAAAAGAAAUGGCUUCGGCAGAACCUUCUCCGUGGUCGCAAAUAUGAGCUGAUAUUUACUACACUCUGUCUUUCCAAAUGAAAAUCCUUGAGUAUGGCUGCCGUUAAUCUAUUUGACAAUUUUUCUUCUCCGUUUUUUCUUUCUCCGUUUGAUCGUAGACGAUACUUUAAAGUAACAAACAACUGCACUCGAAGGUGUACCCGCCAUAAUUUGUUUGAUGCAAACUGCAUACUCUGUUGAAACGGUGUGGCGUUUUUUUCAUCAACGAUAUAAAUGGCCUCACCAAAACGAACUAAUAUUUACCGCACUCUAUAUCCUUCAAAUGACAAUCCGUGAGUGUUGCUACCGUCAGGAGCCCGUGAUGGGCUCCUGCUACCGUUAAUUCGAUAGAAGAUGCUAAUUCCAUUUGAUCAUAAACAAUACAUCGAAGCGGAUAAACGACAACUACGCUCGAACGUUUCCCGUCAUAGUUUCUUUCAGAAAAACCAACACCUGAAAUAUCGGGCUUUUCCAAAAGCUAACUGGCAACACGGCCUGUAAAUUCUUUCUAGAAACCAUUGUAGAAAUUGUUUCUUUCUGUUCCAAUUUUAAAUGCGUGAGACAUUAAAUUCCCAAAGAAACUUAGGGCCUGUUUACAUGGAGGUGGGGGACCCCAGGUAGGGGGGGUAACCCGCCUAGGUGGGGUAGCCCGCCUGUCCAUAUAAUUUCUUAUUUUAUUUUGAUCACGUUUACAUGGAAGGUGGGGUGACCCGCCUAGGCGGGUUGCCCGGUCUGCCAGGUAGGGUAACCCUGUCAGCCGGGGUCACAAUUUGCCAUGUAAAUUUGUCAAGGUGGGGUAACCCACCUAGCCGGGGUCGCGUUCAUAGCAAAAAGCUCAAAAGCAAAACGUGUAUGUUUUAAAACUUUGUACAUUUCCUAGCCGUCUCAUGGCAGAAAUCACCAGAAACCGCAACGGACACACAAGGAGUGUAAAAUGUUCACAUUUCGGAAUAUUUAGCGUUGUAAAUCGACCAUAUUUGGUUUCCCAAACUAUUCCGUAUAACGUAUUAAAUCAACGAGUCCUCGCAAAACCAAACACCGCGUAACACAACGCGUGACGCUUUCAUGAAUAAAUACAUAUGUGUUCGAGAGUUAAUCUUUCGUCUUUUUCGAGAUGUGAGCUUGGAACGCCUCUGCUCAAACUUCCUAAUUGCAAGCGCAACAACAACCUCAAGAAACCUCACCUCAGCACCCCGGGUUUGUAAGAUUGCGUGUAAACGUGUUUUAUUUUUCGACCACGGCUAGGCGGGUUAUCUCACCUACCAGGGGUCCCCCGCCUCCAUGUAAACAGGCUCUUAAGGGCUUCCUCGAGAGCGGAAUCGAAACUAAUAACUUCACAGUCAGAGUUCGCCAUCUUUCUCUUUCUCCCGCAAGAGCGAAAUGUCAGAAUGACGCUCAAAUGGCACAUUUGGCUUGUGAUUGACAGCUGGAACUUAACCGCAUCAAUCAGGAACUCAGUUCGUGGGCAAACGGAGUUUUGCAAAAUGAUAAUGAAUUCGAGCAGGCGUAAUCUUUACUCCCCCACCUUCACCUUUCUCCUUAUUUUUGACCGUCGACCACCCCCUUGGAACAAAUUUCUUUCUCUCUCCAGCCUUCCGCUGCCAUUAAAAUCAAGGAUGGUGGCCAUAAUUUUCGUUAAGAAAAUACUAAGCACUCGCUCGCCAAAAUUACGCCUGCUCUGUAGGCUAGAAUGUUUCUAAUAAUCCCACGCCCAAAAUUUGUCCGUAGAUAGACGUUUCAACAUGCGUAGACGAUGGUUAAAAGGGAACUCAUGAUAAAUAUCCCGCGGCCUUUUGUUUUUGUGUUCUAAGGGAUCCACUCUCUCAAACUUUUUCUCCACUGGGUAAGAUUCGACAACUGUAGCCGAAAGUUCCCUUUGUCUAGUGAUGCAAACAGUAGGGUACACAAGAAGUUAAAAAGACGCAGGUAUUUUCAAAUUUAUCAGAUUUAAAUUGGACAAGAUAUUGUUCAAGGUGCAGUUAAAAAAAUUUGGACCCCGCUAUCUUUUACUCGGUUCCCGCAGAAAUGAAUGUAUCACUGUGCAAAAUCAGGAUGAAGUUAAUAAUCGAUUUUUUGUUAUUUUCUGUCCAGUAUUUUGUAGUCAGUCAAGCAAAUAUCGGAACGACAGUUCUGAAUUACACAUCGAAAUAUACUGGAAUUGCACAGGUGAUUCGAAAUACAUCUUCAUGAGCUGCAAAGGAUCUCAAGAAAGAAAAAAAACAUUAGACCUCUCCGAAAUGUCCUGUCAAGCUUCUUUUGAAGAGGAAAACAACAGGGCCACAAGAGCAGGUAUUUGGUGAUUAAAUAGAGAAAAGAAAUGUUGCCCUAUAUGUUGACGUCAAGGAAUACGGACAUUGACGCGAUACUAAACAUGCAACUAAUGAAUUCGUUUGCUUACCUGAUUGUUUAGUCCGUGUUUCGCAUUAAUCCAGGACGUUUCGUUCAUCUACAACGAUCAUAAAGCUAAUAACAGUCAUUAUAAAUUGAACUGGAAAUGCUUAAGAAGCAUUUCCUUUAGCUUUUCUCUCGGUGGUGAAAUGUAUCAUUGCGUCACUGGUCAGUUAAAUCCACGAGCCACUUACUGGAAUGAAAAGAGGUAAACUUGAAAAUGAAACUGGAAGCAAAUUACAUAGAAAUAGUAAGAGUAUAUCGAGGUUGUGCUAAACAUUUCCAAGUCAAACUGAACAUGCCAUUAAUAUAUCUAUGAAUUCACUCUUUGCUGCUGCUUUGUCGAAAAAUUUAAUCUAAUGAUGUAUUGCUGUAGCAUUCUGCCUUGGAAUCUUUGGAGCACAAAAUGUCUCUUCAAUGCAAACCAACAAUUAUCGAACAUGGCACUGUGAGUGGGGACGGUUCGCCUUAAACAUCUCACAGCAAAUCCCUGGUACUGGUUCUGGAAGUAUGCAAGCUGCAGGGACAUUAUAUCACAUACAAAGGCGUAACAACACUCAUCUUCAAACCUUUCAUAGUACUGGUGAGAAAUUUGGUCUAUUAUAAGGCUCAGCAUGAGCGUAAUACCGAGCACUUUUCAUUUUCUGGCUUGUUAUGAAGAAGUAAAAUUGACUCCGAAAGAAGGAGUGCGAUAAAAUGCCUUUGGAGCAGGCUCAUUCGGGACAUUUCCAAAUAGUCUCAAAAUUGAGUAAUGAACAAAAAAAAUUUUCCUCUGACCCAUUUAUACCAGUCAGUUGGUCUCAACAUCAUCUAGCAGUACCUUCUCCAGAAUGACUAACCAAUGUGUGAUGAUUUACGUUAAGAUUUGAUAGAUUUUGAUUAUGAUAGAUUAAGUAACAAGUUUAGUUACUCGAACGCCUCCGUCAAAGUCAUCAACGGGGUCCAAAUCUUUGAGUAAGCAAAUAAUAGAUAUAUAUAAUUUUAAUUGAUUGCAAAAUGUGAAUAAGCUGUACAAAAGAAGAAAGUAUUCAAAGUGCUCUUUCUUUCAUGAAGACUAAUGAGAUUCUGAUCCCGUAAUUCAUUUUUAUCGGCCCGUGUAUUUUAGUGAUCGAUAGCAAUUCUGCUACUGUGCUAAUCGUUUGAAAAUGAUUCAAUUUUUAGAAAAAAUUACACAGACAACCACAUCAACGUCCUUACCUCCUGGUAAGAACAUUUUACCAUGCUUGUUAGGUGAAUUUAACGUCUCAAUUACCGUUCACUGAAGAGGGUCAAACAAGGUACCUUAUUUUUAUCCAUCCCUUCCCUAUAUUUCAAUUAAAUUUGCCCAUUUGGAAAAUCAAUUAAUGGGCUAAUCAGAGAGGGGAAUCGCCAAUAGAACAUAAGUAUAGUUGUCUAAGAUACUGCAUUUUAUGCUUCUCUAAGUCAGUGCUACGAAUCGUUUGUGCGGUGUAAAAAUUGACCACAAUCAUUUUAUCUCCCAAUAUUUGUCUAAAUUUCAGUGACACAGAAUUCAUCUGCAACCACGUUUUCUUCAAGUAAGUACGCGUUUGAUAAUUGUCUUAGAUCAAGUAAAUGGUUUUACGUUCCAGUCGUAACACUGAAAACUCGCCGUAAAAUUCAUUCGAUAUCUCAGUAAUAUCAUAUGUGAUUGAUAAAGGCAUGAGAGCAUUGAUGUCUACAUGACACAGAUAAUACGUGAUUUCAAAGAGAAAUUUUUAAGUCUGUUUGUACCAAGUAUGCGACAAACAAAAAAACUGAGUCACCGAAAGGGAUCAAACCCCUUACCUUCCCCAACACUGUCGAUUGCAUCAAAACUAAACAUCUUGGAACACGUGUCCGGCCAAUCCAAGUUAAUUUAAACUUCUUUCGUUUGUUUCCUUGUUUGAAGAGGAAAUGAGAAGCUCCUUAACUUUCCAUCAAAACUAUAUAGGCUUGUCUUAGAUUCACAAUAACCUUGAAGAGAUCGUUAUCAUAGCUGUAUUUUGACCCCACAGGUAACAAAGGAAAUGCCUCGUCUACCAUCAUCGGCAAAGUGACGACUCUAGUAAGUCAGCCUUAUUCUAUCUCCAUCCGCAUGUUUUAUUUUCACCUAUAUUUGUUUACUACACUAAUAUCCACAUUUUCACCCAAGCAGUAAACUAUUACAUGCUCAAAACUUGUACAUGCAAAAAAAACCUAAAAUAGCACGAUGUCUCUCCGACCUCUCUUAAAAGUAUUUUGGAUAUUUUUAACCUGGCCAAUUGCUGUAAGGAAAAAGUUUAUCUGUCUAUUAAUGCGCAAGAAAGUUUGUAGGAAAAUUUUGUUUCGGAGCAUCGCCGUCUGCUGUCGGUUGAGGUUGACCUAAAUACAUCACUCAUUUUUGCAACGAGCCCGACAGACCAAAGUCAAGUAGCAAUAAUCAAAAACACCGCCGAACACUUCUGAACUGAAUGAGAUAAAAUGUGGUAGGCGUGCCCUAAAUGGGUUGAACGUUCAUAAUUUCCUUGCAACAAGCAUUUCUGUUUUUCACCAGGCCAACAACCUUACUAAACACGUUAAUAAAAGCAGAAAUUGUUCAGCUGAGAUGGUAAGUGUUAUGCGGGCUAGAGCCCAUUUUUUCGUCAGCAGAUCGUCCCGUAUAUUGCUCAAUUUUCCCUCAAAUCUCGAACUUCCCUGAAAUAUUAACAGCUCUGAAUUCUCAAAGAUUACCUAAAACAAAACCAAAUUAUUAUGUUCAAAUAAAAUAACUGGCAUACCAAUGCAAAAUCAUGCUCUUAAGUCAAAUAAAUCCAGGAAUAAAUUUAUACUUUGCAUUGAAUCGGCUACAAUCCAAAUAGUAUACUGAAAAAGGGAAUUUUAUCACAUUGCACAGCUAGAAAACGACUUGAAUGUUGUGGCUCCAGAAAACCGUCCAGAAUCUAGACAAAAAUCGAUAUACCAGCACGACAUUCAAAAAGUUCACUCCAUUUAGAUCUUAAAAAACCAACUUUUUAUGUCAAUUUUCCUUGCCCCAGAGAUAAAGUCGUACAGACAAAAUUUUCAUUUUUUCCACGGUAAGUUAGACGUUUUUCUUCUUUUUUUUACAAGAUUGUAGAAUUACUUCGGAACAUAGAGGCUGAAGUCCAUUCCUUUAUUGGGGAGAUCCUUAAUUCUGAUGAUGUGGAACUACCUUCGUCUUCCAAUCGGAUAAUAGGUGCAAGUCGUUUUGAUAUCUUUCAUCUUUAUAGGAAAGUUUCCCCAUUCCUCAUGGGGGCGUGGGGAGUUUGCUUCUUAAAUCCUCUCGGAAUAACUUGGGCCAAUUAUAAAAGGUUAAAAGUUAGGUGAGCCAGGUGAUCUCCCGAAGUGCCUGUUAUAACUAAUUCUGAUGUAAGCGAAUUCUAAUCCAGUGAAACGGGACCACGCUCAAAACAAUCAGAACUUUCAGAGGAAAACGAUUCAAUAAAGCAAAAAUAGCCUAGAAGUUUUUAGCUAAGAAUGUACUGUCAGCGAUCAAGACGUGAUUUUUAUCUUCCUCGACAGAAUUUCACGGUGUUAUUGCCACAAGCGUCAACAAAACAUUAAAAGUUCCUAGCACCUCUGAAGCAGGCCAGUCACAAAGUCUGUUCGUUUUACCGCCAGGUUCAAUUGAUUUAAAAAAUGGUAAGUUCGAAGAUUAUAAGCAUAAUAAUUAAGUAUAAUUUUUAAAUCCACGAUGACUUCAAAUAUUGUUUCCGUCCUGCAGCAAAGGCUGCCAACGAAAGAAUAUUGGGAUCUUGUAUGACGUAAUGUCAAAUGACUGCUCAGUUGCUUAAGGAAAUCUUGAAAUGACAAACGCCAUGUAGUCCAUAUCUAAGAACUGCAGUCCUAAAAAAGUAUCUUCUUCGAUGUAAGGUUACACUUUUUUUAGCUGAGAUAGUUCUAGACAAAAUAAUUUUUGUCAGGGAAGGUAAGUCAUUGGAACAAUCCUAAACAGUUCAUAUGAGAUAUUCUUACCUGUUUUAUAAGGAUUUUACUACAAUUUAAAACAUCGCAAAGUUUCUCUUUUUCUGCCAUAUUUUGGAAAAGCUUGCUCGCUAGAAAAAGAAGACUUGCAUUUUUUACUAAGGGUUUGGUCUGCGCUUCAAUAAGAAUAAAAGAUUUGUAAAUUGUUUCACAUGUUUUUUCCGUGUCCAUUCGGAAGGACGGAUUGCCAUAGUAAUGGUUGUAUUCAAGUUCGCUUCACUGUGCAAUGAUACAGAUGGUUUGGCUUUAGGCUCAUCGACAGAAAAGAGGUAAGAUGUUAGUAAACAGUGUGCACUAUCGACAAUAAAUAUUUCCUCCACUUUGAAGCGGCCCGAUUUCCUGAAUUUCUUUAAUUGUAGUGUACCAAUGAAGUUCAAGUCUACAUCCUGCAGACAAACGUACGAAGAAAACCCGUUAAAGACGAAAAGGGAACGAAUAGAUUUUUGUUCCAUAAUACUUAACGUACAGUGUUUCGCUGUCUUACACCGCGUAGCAUAAACAUUUUUGAAUCCGAGGCAAAUUAUUGAUUUGAAGAGGAGCUGAGGCGGCCCAAUGUUUUUACUUAUGAAAAUUCUGUAUUUCAACAGAUCCUCUUUCUUGAAAUCUCCGGUAGUUUCUCUGUUGGCAAUGACCAAAAAAAGUAACGUACAUACUCUUCAAAACAACGCGACUUUACGAUUUAGGAUCAAGGUAAUAUAAUACAUUAUUUUACGCUUUUACGAGACGGAUUUUCAGUGAUGCAGUGAACUAUCAUAAUCUGCCCUACUAAUACAGAACGUUCUCAUAAUCUACUGUACUCAUCGAUUUAGAGGUGCUAAAAAAAAUUGCAAUAAUAUAACAGUUUGUGCCAAUAGGUCGUAUCACUUUCUUAGUUGUUUGAUUGCCAUUCGGGCUAAUUUCACAGAGCUUUUCCACGGUGUUACCCAACGAUGAUCACUUUACUAAUAUAAUAUAAUUUCGCUGUUGUUGCUCUCAGAGGGAUAAUCAAUCAUCCGUCGGGUGUCGGUUUCUGAGCAACAGAAACGGGUAAGUAUCUAUGCAUUAUUAAUAUCCUGGGUGACUUCGAUGUCAACACGUUGAGAACAUUUGAAUAAAAACUUAGAACGCAUUAAAAUAUAUUCUCGAGAAGAACUACACUGUGGAUAACGCAUGACUAUUUAUUUCAACGAUGGUGUUAUUGCAUAGAUCUCCGCAAAAAAGGGUUCGCCAAUUUGCUAAGCGUUUUUGUAACAACAUUAAGUUGGUUUUUUCAUCUUUUAAAAUAGAUAAUAUGGUUGGUGUGAAAGAUCCUAACACUCGUGGGCUCCCUACGUGUGUGGUUUACAAGUUUUUAUGUGUGGGCUGUAAUGUCUGCUAUGUCGGCUAAACCUCUCGGCAUUUAUCCACACGCGUAAGUGAGCGCUUGGUCAGUGAUAGGACCUCUCACAUCUUCAGACAUCUACAUAAUUCCCCACAAUGUCGCACUCUUUGUUCUGAUGAGUGUUUAAACAUCUUAGAUCACGCUUCCACAACUUUUCAACCUAAAACCAAAGAAGCUAUCCACAUUCAAUGGGAGAAACUUACACCUAAUCGUGAACUUUAUCAUGUUAAUUUAAAACUUUCCUUGUAAAUGCAUACAUUGUUCUGUUACUAUUGUUUGUUUUGUCCAAUCAGCAUUUUGUUAUACACUUUAAAUUCAACUUUGUGCUUUGUAUUAUUCAGAACUGAAGAUGACAGAGGAACUGUCGAAACAUUUUUUUUAAAAUUUUCGUUCAUUUUCUUAAAUUCGUUACAUAUCUGCUUCUAUCCAGAACUUUUAACGACAGUGUAGUUAGUAACAUAAUCAAUGUUACUGUAAAGUAAAGCUACAUGCAUUGUUUAACUAAUUCUUAUUUUUAAGUGAUCUCCUAAUCUUUGACGAAAAAUCAUGCCUUUGUCUGUGUAUUUUUGAGUUUUUAGCCUCAAAAAUUACAAAAAGUAGAAAGUUGUGAAAGAAGCAUUCUUAUUUCCAUUGAUAGCUCCAAACCUUUCUGGUCCGAUAAAGGAAUGACGUUCAUGGAUAAAUAUGAAGAGAACUUCACUUCGUGUUUGACAGAUCACCUCACUAGUUUUGCUGUUCUAAUCAGUUACAACGAAGAUCAGUCACAAUUUCAGGUAUGAAACACAUCUGUGAAAAAAAUCAGCAAUGGAAUGUUUCCACUAAUUAACAAGAGGACACAAGAAGGUUCCAUUUUCCUGUGAAGCUGGUUUAAAUGUUCACAAACAACUUCAAAGUGUGGCACACGAGUAGUAGGAAAGAACCAAACAAAACUUAUGCAGUGUAGAAGAUGACAUACUUAAUUACUACAGAAGUUCUGUAAUUUGCCCGGCACACCCUUGAAAGAUGGCUUCCUGAAAGAUCAUAAUGAUUAUAGAAAGUCUGAGUAAUUACAUUUCCAACUGUUAAAAUCAUGGCCAUUCGGCUAUUACAUUUAUAUCCGUCAUUUCAGAUACUUAGUUUGUCUAACACAGCAUCUUCCUCAAAGGAUCUAUAAUUAUGAUUUCAAGUACUGACUUAUUUACGUGUGAUUGUUUUUAUAUAUAGGCUUAUUAAUUCAGAUUAAGUUUUGGAUUGGGAAAAAAGUGAAAGUAACAUCCUAAUUCGUUAUAAAAAUACUUUUUCAGCUUUCAAAAAAAGAAGAGAAGGCACUGGAUCUGAUCACGAAAAUUGGUUGUGGUUUUGCCAUUCUAUGUCUUAUUGGAGUUAUUGUUACUUUUUCCUGUGUCAGGUUUGUGUUCUUUUUAUAUCCUGUACUCUCUCUAUGAAUUUUUUAUAGUUCAUAUUGUAUGAGUUGUGUUGACCUGCAAGAAUUCAUAACGUUAUCUCCAAGAGACUUUGCAAUUUCGCUUUCAGGACCUUAUCAGCAAUGCGAUACCGUAUUCAUCUUCAUCUCUGUGUCGCCCUCGUCGCUGCACAAGUAAUAUUUGUCACUGGUGUUGACGCCACAGGAAUCAAGGUGAGUCACCCUUAUAAUUUUAUAAAUAGGAUAAACGCCUCGAGUUGUUGCAGUAGGAAGUUAAACGGAACUCUCCAUUCCCUUUCCUCUUUUUACCAUCAAUAGCAACCAGGAUCGAGCACAAUUUGGGAGAAAAGUGCGCUCUUUUUUUGAGCAUCGUUUUUAAGAUCAUUGCCACUAUUACCAUUUUACUCUACAGUAAAAACAAUAUCGUAAAUAAACAUUAGUCUUCAUAUGAAAAAUCAGAUUGGUCGAAAGCAUUCAAUCAAUAUACAAUAGCGUGUGAGAUUGACAAGAUAAACGCAAGACACAAGACAAACAAAAAAAUAAACAGUCUGCCUAGUAUGUAAGUCCAUCGUACGUGUGGACUUUUGUCUACUCAGAGAGAGACUCAAAAUGGCCGAAAGCUUUGCCUCUGUUUCUGAGGUGAAUUUAAAACUUUUGAUUGAAGAGAAAGAUUUAAGAAACAUCAGGAAAAUAGACCGGAGCUGGUGAGACAUGUUUCUGUUAUUUUCCUCUCACAGGAGGUCUGCAUUGCUGUAGCUGUUAUGCUCCAUUACUUUUUUACCGCAUCAUUUGUCUGGAUGUGUAUAGAGGCCGUCCACAUGUUCAUCAAAAUUGUUUCAGUGUUCAACAUUCAAAGAAUUCGCAUGCGACAUUAUGUGGCAUUAGGAUGGGGUAGGUUUUGACUCCUGUCUUUAUCCUUUGCAAACUGUCUCUGAUGAUGGAUCCCCAAUAGCGUCAAAGUGUUUGUAUCACUCCACUUUUAACUUAAGUCACACAUCACUUCACAAUUCGAAGCUUUAGGAAAGCUCUCUUCGCUAGACCAAACUUUCUGUAAUGCACCGUAACGAAUUGUUUGACAAUAACCUGGUCUAGUCAAUAGAAUUCCGGUAAGAAAAGUAUGGGCAACUACAUAUAGGUGGAUGAUGAAGAGAUGACCCAGCCGGCAACAUAGGGUAAAACAAUCCGAUCACCUUUUCCUCAUCUAUUCUAGGAGUACCAGCUGUGAUAGUUGUAGUAUCAGCGACCGUACAUUAUGAAGGAUACGGCACAUCAAAAUUGUAAGUAAAGUUGUAAAUGCACAUUUCCAGACACCAACAUUUUUUUCAUAUAUCGUAUAUUUCUGAAGUUAUUUUUUCUGUUUAAUUUUUGAACUGUUCGCUCUCAUUUUGAUAUACCUUUUACAUUGGAAAGUACUAAUGCGAUAAAUAAUUCGUUGAUUUCUACAAAUGUCAGGAUGAGUUGCAUUUAUUAUCAUUUCAACGUUAACUGUUAAUACAUUUUCCUGAUGCACUGCCUCAUAAUGGCCUUUCGAUUUCUCCAAUUUCAGCUGUUGGUUAAGCCUUGAAGGAAACCUCAUUUGGGCAUUUCUUACCCCUGUUGUGGUGAUAGUAUUGGUAAGCAGUAAGACGUAUUCAGCUCAAGUUACCCGAGAGUGUAUUUAAAAGUACAUUUGCGAACAACUUCCCUCUAAGGAGAUCCUUACUCGAAUUUCCCAUCUUCUAUUGCCCUCUCAGUCAAACCGCGUUUUCGAUCAAAAAGAGUUGUCCGUUGAUAAAAUUUAACUAACAAUUGCGUUUGGCAAGUACAUACAAUAAACAAAAUUGCUGUUAAUAAGUACUUAUUCCUCUUUCUCUUUUAACGAUUCAGGAAAUUAUGACAGGUUAAUUCAUGCAGACGGAGUCAAAAAUAAUUCUUGAUGAAAGUUGGAAAACAUAUUAAUCAAUUUAUUCGAACCUCCUUGUUCUAGAUAAAUGCUAUCGUUUUGGUUACUAUAACGGCUGUUCGAAUAUCCCUCAAAGGCAAUCCACUGACACCUCAUGAAAAUAAAAAAUUCACGUAAGUAAAAUAAACAGAUAUAUGUUUACGCCUACAACGAUUAUGGGUAGCUACGAAUCUAUUUACACUUGAAAAGUAGCUAAGAUUAAGUUAACCACAUUUCAUCUACAGUUAGUCGUUUUAGUGUGACCACAUACUACAACCUGUAUAGUCAACGUAAAUCAAGGUUCUCAUCUUAUACGUGCCACUGAAUCGAGUUUAAAGUUAUUUUUCGCUCAAUAAUGUUUUUUUGCUCUUUAUUUUUAGUGCCGCCCUUAGAACGGUCGUAGUAUUGUUUCCUCUGCUUGGUUUAAGCUGGUUCUUUGGUCUGAUGGGUGUUUUGACCAAUAGCCGGCCGUUUCUUUACACUUUUGUAGUGCUGUCUUCUCUUCAGGUCAGUGGUUUAUUUUGUAUUUAUUUCCUUUUUCAACGCAUCAGAACUUUCUUUUUCUUACUUUUCACAGAUACUCCGAGCUGGAAAAUAUUGAUUUUGUUCAUAUUCAUACAUUUACGUCUUGCAAUACAAUCUUUCGUUAUUUAAUUGAAAAUGCAAAUUGUUCGAAAAAAAACAAUAGAUCAUUCGCGCGUUAGUUAACAAGAAAACGUUAAUACAAACUAAUUAAGACAAUUUGCUCCAAACGGGGUAUGGGUUAAACAAUACUCACAUCAAAAUAAACAAAAGUUUUUGAUAAAAAAAAGACCGGCUAGAGCAAUAGCAUAGGUAUCAGACUUGUUUAAUAUCUUAUUUAUCCAACCACCUUAAUUCGUGGGAACUACAUGUACAUAUCAGAUUUUUACUUUUUAAAUUAAAGUCUUGAUGUUCUAAAAACAGGGCUUCUUCAUUUUGCUAUUUCACUGCAUCGGAAACAGGGAGGUAAGGAUGUAUUUUUUUUUCAAAAGAUUUAUUCGAAGUUGAAUAUUACGACAUGGUGAGAUGUCAAUCAUUGUGUUGUUGCACCAAACCCAGUGACACCCAUUAACACACUUAUGAAAGGGGUGGCGUAUCACUUGACCUCGAAAGACGUGACUUAUUAGAUGCGUGGUUACAGGGUGACUAGAGUACUAAUGGCUCUUUCUUAACCAGAAGAAUACAUAAUUUCUGUCAAUGAGAAAGCAAUUUGAUUUGCCCAAAAAUGUCAGUAAAACAGUAGUGGUAAACUCCUUCGACUGAACGGUGAAUUUUCGGUCAAAGGAGUUCAGUAAAAAGUAAAGCCCAUUCACUAUGGGCUUUACCUUUUAUAACAUUUGUUAGAUGGGUGUCGGUAAACAAACCUCUCUUUCUUGAGAUGUUCUUGGAAAUGAUAUAGAGACUAAGUAAGAUUUCUGCUAUUUUCCUUUUUUUUUUUUAAACGUCUUCAAGAGCUCACAAGGUUUAUAAUUCUCUUGUGCAAAUAUACUUCACCAAGAAAGAGAUUACGAAGCUAUCGUUUAUCAAUUCUAGGUGCGCAGUUCGAUAAAAGCAAUCAAAGACCGUCAUUCGUUGGAGUCAAGUAUUCGACAUGAACAAGUGAGUAAUUUUUGGAGAUAAUUUUUUUUUCACUCAGUUUUUAGAGGUUAUUGUUUUAUGAUAUAAAUUCUAGACCUUUUCUCAUAGCAAUUUCAUCGUUAUAUUCCUUAUAGAAAUUCCGGAAAGGAAAGGCAAACAGCAAAAGCUCAAAUGGAGUCAAUUGUGGAGAGAAAAAAAUAAUGCUAACAAAAGUCUCGGGACUAAAGAGAAGCGAAGAACAAGUCAAAAAGGCAACAAACGUAUGAUAAAAAAGCAAAGAAAAAUUUUUUUGACCCUUACUUGAUGUACAAAAACACCGGGAGCAGCCAAGGUCAGAUUGGAGUGAAUCCCCGUGGCUACCUCAGUAGCAGCGAUUAACUGGCCAGGAAGCAAUCUCGAGGAGCAUCUAAAUAUAGUUAAGGUGUUCAAAAUACUCCGAUUCUUAAACUAGCCGACAUCUGGGAGCAUUGUUGUGAUGUUUACCAUUCGACGUCUAGUUGUGGUCGUCUACUUUUCGCUUCAUUUAUUAGGCGUUAGCCUGUGUAAAUUUUAAGCAUUUUUUAAAAAUUUCGCAAAACGCCAUCCAGCGCUAAAUGGGUAUCCACAUCAUCUCAAAAUUUUGAUUUUAGAGGGACUUUAUGUUUAAAUAGUUGCACACAAGCGAACUCUGCGUAGGACGUUAGCAUUUGUCAUGUAACAAAAAAUUACUAGUAGCCGGUUACUUCCUUCCGAUGGGAGUGUUUCAGACACCAGAGGCAACCGAAAAUGCAUCGGGGAAAGCAGCAUCGCGUUGAAAAUUAGUCAGGGACAUAUGCCUUGCUUUCACUUCCACCGGUUUGUUAAGAACGUUCUAAAUUCAGUACUGUUUGGAUGACCAUGAACAUGUUUUUACUGAAGAUAACGCCGUGGGAAUUCACUAAGAGCCAGAAUAAGAACCCAGUCCACUGACGUAUUAACGCAUUAACAGCAUUAACGAUAACGUUCAAGAAACUAAACUAAGAUAAUUUUAGAGGGAUUAGGUGUCAGAAUUUUAAUUAUAUGACUGAGAUAUGCCUAUAUUACGUUUAGCCGAUAUCCUUGUUGUGAAUUAUUUUAGUUUUACUUCCAUCCUCACAUACAGUUUGUCGGAAGCAUUAUUAUCAUGUUCUUCAUUUCUUGUUCUGAUAUAUAUUCUGACAAUCCAAACUGAUCAUAAACUGCUCUGACGUUUGAGGACGUUGCUUUACACCGAGCUGAAAUCACAAUAAAGCAGAAAAUUUCACCAAAAAACAUCUUUGUUUUCAUCUGAGAUCUUGGACCUGGCAAGCCCUACGGGAAAAACAGAUUGGUGAAGACUUCCUCAAAAUAGUUGAUCCAGGCAAUUUGAAGUAGGCUUUCAUUUUCCACAAAAUUGGGUCCUAGCCGAAAAUCCAAAAAGAAAUUAAGUUUCAUUAAAAGCUGCCAGUACAGGAACAGCCUCUUCCUGUAAAAUUGAUAAACUGAUCGUUGAACAGAAUUUUCAAAUUCCGCAGGGGUUGAUCGAAAAUAAGUCAAGCACAUAAUUUCUAAUGAAAUCGAAGCUCCCAUCGUAUUGAAUCGCGUCAUAUGAAAGUUAUUUACGGCGCAUUGGGAGGAGAUAAAAGAACAACUUAAAAGCGACGAAAUUAUGGUCACUCGGAGAGUAUAAUUGUAGUAAGACAAAACAGUUACGAGGAUGCUUUUUAGUAUCUUGUUAUCUUGCAACAGUCAACCAAUUAGAAAACUGAAGCGUUUUCAUAAAAAUCGCGCUGCAUAGCCUGAGAGAAAGUUCAGUAGUGAUCUUCAGCUAUCGGUUCUAUAUUCAACAGCACUGGGUAAUCCCUGACUGGCAUAAGCUGCAUUUGGCUUAAAUAAUUAUGCAC